Messenger RNA from Penicillium taxi, 573 nucleotides. RefSeq names its product RNA recognition motif domain-containing protein. The transcript has 5 exons. The record is from RefSeq and is a predicted model, not a curated record. NCBI's taxonomy places the organism in Eukaryota, Fungi, Ascomycota, Eurotiomycetes, Eurotiales, Aspergillaceae. The coding region runs from base 1 to 573 and encodes 190 amino acids. Gene Ontology annotation, molecular function: RNA binding.
AUGUCCAAGCUCUUUGUACACGGCCUCUCAUGGCACACUACCGAUGACACUUUGCGUGAAGGAUUCCAGCAGUUCGGCGAAAUCCAAGAGGCUAUUGUUGUCAAAGAUCGCUCGACUCUGCGCAGUCGUGGAUUUGGAUUUGUUCGCUUCGCCACAGAUGCUGAGGCUGACGCUGCCAUGAGCGCGAUGAAUAACCAAGAAUUCGAUGGCCGGGUUAUUCGCGUUGACCGCGCCUAUGACCGUCCUCAACGCGAGAACGGCUUCCAAGGCCGAGGCGGCUACAACCAGCAGCCUGGCUACCAGGCCCAGAGCAACGGUGGCUACCAGGGCGGAUACCCCGGUGGUAAUGGUGGCGGCUACAACCGCGAUGCUGGCUACAAUUCAUACCCUAAUGCUGGAACUCAAGGUGGUUAUGGUUCUGGUGCUCCUCCAGCUUACGGCGGAGGUUACGGUGGUGGUGCUAAUGCCGGAUACGGCGGUGGUGGCGGUGAGUUUCCUUCAGUUUCUCGUAUCUACGUUCCCAUGACUCAGUUUGAUUUUUUUGGCUUACUUGGAGUUGGAAGGCUGGCGUAA